This is a messenger RNA of Girardinichthys multiradiatus, 2169 nucleotides long. It is a transcript of the gene lhx3, whose product is annotated as LIM homeobox 3. The coding region runs from base 480 to 1682 and encodes 400 amino acids. Gene Ontology annotation, biological process: regulation of transcription by RNA polymerase II; neuron differentiation. Gene Ontology annotation, cellular component: nucleus. NCBI's taxonomy places the organism in Eukaryota, Metazoa, Chordata, Actinopteri, Cyprinodontiformes, Goodeidae. Gene Ontology annotation, molecular function: RNA polymerase II transcription regulatory region sequence-specific DNA binding; DNA-binding transcription factor activity, RNA polymerase II-specific. The transcript has 6 exons. The record is from RefSeq and is a predicted model, not a curated record.
GAUGGAGCAGCACACACGCCCCCGCGGCCAGGUUGGAAGAACUUCCCCUUCAGCACCUUGGACAGAGGCAGCGUUGGCCGCCGGAGAUUUUUACUGGAAGUGGAAAAGCGCAGGCUCACAGUCGGGUCAGCUGACGCCACUCAUUCUCAGACACUUUCCACUGCCAAUCCAGCCAUCAGACGGGGUGUAGCAACAGAGCACCAACGAGUUACUUCAUGAAUAUUAAAAAAUCUCACUCUUGGUGGCUGACGAAAGGGAAAAAAAAGACCAACUAUUUUUAUGUUCUUCUUUUUCUUUUUUUUAAACAUUAAUUUUAUUCUACCAACGAGUGAACAAACUUUAACUCAAUAUCAAGAGGAUACGCCGCAAAGAAAGUGUGGUUUUAGAUCCACUUCGUAGAUUUUCUAAAGUUUUUUUUAAUUUUUUUUUUAUUAAUAUUUAAAAUCACAGAUUCGCCCCUUUUCUUCAGUUCUUCAAAAAUGCUGCUUGAACACCCAGGGUCAAGCUGUCAAAACACCGGAAAUUUCUCCCGAUACAGUUCGGGCCAAGAAAUCCCUGUGUGCUCAGGCUGCAAUCAGCACAUCGUCGACCGCUUUAUCCUCAAAGUGCUGGACCGCCACUGGCACAGCAAGUGCCUUAAAUGCAGCGACUGCCAGGCGCAGCUGGCGGACAAGUGCUUCAGCAGGGGCGACAACGUAUACUGCAAAGACGAUUUCUUUAAGAGAUUCGGCACCAAAUGCGCGGCCUGCCAGCAGGGGAUCCCGCCUACCCAGGUGGUGAGAAGAGCGCAAGACUUCGUCUACCACCUCCACUGUUUUGCCUGCAUCGUGUGCAAAAGGCAGCUGGCUACAGGUGACGAGUACUAUCUGAUGGAAGAUAGUAGGCUGGUCUGCAAGGCCGAUUAUGAGACCGCAAAGCAGAGAGAAGCAGACUCCACUGCAAAAAGGCCCCGGACCACCAUCACUGCCAAACAACUGGAGACGCUGAAGAACGCCUACAACAACUCUCCGAAACCAGCCCGCCACGUCCGAGAGCAGCUGUCGUCAGAGACAGGUCUGGACAUGCGGGUCGUGCAGGUUUGGUUUCAGAACAGACGAGCGAAAGAAAAACGGCUGAAGAAAGACGCCGGACGGCAAAGGUGGGGCCAGUACUUCCGCAACAUGAAGAGGUCACGAGGAAGCUCCAAGUCUGACAAAGAUAGCAUCCUGGAGGAGGGGAUGGACAGCGAUGCGGAGGUGUCCUUCACAGAUGAACCUCCCAUGUCAGAGCUUGGCCACACCAACAGCAUUUACAGCAGCCUGAGUGAGUCCUCUCCAGCCAUGGGGGGACGCCAAGCUGGUAACAACCACAGCUCCUUCCCCCUGGACCCCAGUACACUUCCCUCCCAGGACCAGUUCCACGACAUCCGUUCCAGCAGCCCCUACGGUCUCCCCCAGUCACCAGGGUCCCUGCAUGCCCUGCCAAGACACCAGCCUCUAAUCACCAGCCUCAUUUAUCCCGAUUCAGGCCUGUCCAUCAUGACUCAAAGCGGCGGACCCAGCAUCAACCCCUCUGUGAGAGUUUCCAUGGGGGCAGCCAACGGCCCCAGCUCGGACCUCUCCACUGGCAGCAGCGGUGGGUACCCGGAUUUUCCUGCAAGUCCUGCAUCUUGGUUAGACGAAGUGGACCACGGGCAGUUUUGAUUUUGUCAGGGAGAAACUUGACUCUAUUUUCUGUUGGCUUUCUUUUUGUGUGUUCUGUUGGAAUGAAGUACUGCAGGAUACACACAAAAGCCAGUGUUUGUGUAAAGUAGCAGAACACUGUGGUUGGAUCUUAGUAACAUUUGCCAGAAAGGAGAAAAUAAAAAGUUGUCCUUCAUUUAAAGCAUUGGGUUUUAGCUUCCUCAGAUUGUUUGGAAAUCUCUAAUUUGUCACAAAAGCUAUCCUUUUCAGAUGCCACUCUGUGCUCUUUUAAAGCAAAAUCAAUCUGGAUAAACCAGGUUUGAGUAUUAAACAUGUGUUUGUUGUUUGUUUUUUGCUCAAAUCUCAUCCCACUUCUCUUAAUUAUUUCAGCAUGUUCAGAUGAAAGAUCCAGUUCAAUGUGUAGCAUCUUUAAAUGUCUGGUUGUUGCCAAAUCUCUAUAUAUAAAUAAAUAAAUACAUAAAUACAUAAAUAAAUAAAUAAGUAUAUA